UUAGACGAUUGUCAUUCAUAUAAAAGUCAAGAUUUCUUUAAAAAAUGUGGAUAUUAAAAGCGAAACAACAAAAAACAACGGUUUUUCUCACGGCAAAGCCGAAUGAUACAUUAAAAACAUUAAAACAAGAAUUACAAAGGGCACUUUAUGAUACAUCUCUUCUUGAAAAGACGGAUGAUAAAAUGGCAGAUGAAAAUUCAUGUAUUCGACUAAAAAUCCAUGGAAUUAUACAAAUGAAUGAAGAUAAAAGUCUUGAAGAAGUAGGUCUUGAAGACGGUACAUUUCUGGAAUUUAGUCGACUACAUAAUGGUGUAUGGGAACCUUUUGGAUUUGAACCUUAUUCUGAUUCCAAUGAAUCUUAAUUUUAUUUUUAAAUAAUAUCGAUAUAAAUGAUAUAUAAAAUGCA
This is a messenger RNA of Pneumocystis carinii B80, 406 nucleotides long. RefSeq lists its product as hypothetical. NCBI's taxonomy places the organism in Eukaryota, Fungi, Ascomycota, Pneumocystomycetes, Pneumocystales, Pneumocystaceae. Bases 45 to 362 code for a protein of 105 amino acids. The record is from RefSeq and is a predicted model, not a curated record. The transcript has a single exon.